AUUUAAACACAACUACACAGGAACUAAAUCAUUUAAUGUUUAAUGGUUAAAGAGCAGAAAUGUCUGAUGAUAUUUAUAACAAUGUCAUUGGGACUGAGUUUGAGGGAAAGAUCAAAGAUAGAGUGGAGAUGACAGUGGAUAUCUAUGAGAGUGUAGAUUAUAUGAGAGAUUGUGACUUCAAGAAAGAAACAAACACAACCCAACCACUUCAGAACACAGGAAGUGAUUCAGUGAAAACCAGAAUCUCCAGAGCAGCUGUAGUGUGUUUGGUGCUUCUGUGUGUUCUUCUGCUGACUGCAGUCAUAGUGCUGUGUGUCCACAUCCAUACCAAGAACACAAACUACACAGAAGAGACACACCAGCUACUAACUAAGAUCACCAACCUCACAGAAGAAAGAGACGAGCUAAUAAUAAAGAACAGAAAUGUGUUGAAUCAACUUUCAAUUCCUGAUGGAUGGAUUUUCUAUCAAUCCAGUUUUUACUACAAGUCCAAUGAGACAAGAAACUGGACUGAGAGCAGACAAGACUGUCACAAGAGAGGAGCAGAUUUGAUCAUCAUCAACACCAGUGAGGAAAAUGAUUUUGUUAAAAAGAUUACUGAUAGAAGAGAAUUCUGGAUUGGUCUGACUGACAGUGAAGUGGAGGGCACAUGGAAAUGGGUUGAUGGCAGCACACUGAAAGACAGGACCUCUGGCUUCUGGGAGCCAAACGAGCCAAAUGGAAAAGAACUAGAGAACUGUGUUGUGACUUAUUUAAAAAAGGUUCCUCAAUUAAAAGGGUGGCUUGAUGUUCCAUGUAAUGGUGCUCAUCAGUGGAUCUGUGAGAAGAAUAUUUCACCUCUCAUGCAGCAAUAAGAACAUCAUAUACAUUAUUAUUAUUAUUAUUUAAUUUAUUUUUGGUGAUCUAAUUUUAACAGUACAAAACAUUCAUAAUGAUUAUCAUCUAAAGCAGGGCUGUCAAUUCUGGCUCCUGAAGCAUUGCCUUUGAAGCAGAAUGUAGAUCUAGCACACUGUUAUUUUAACAUCAUUAAUAUGCUGUUAUAGUUUGAAUUAUUUUUUUGCAUUUGUUUUAAUUUUAUAUUCCUGGUUUCUUUUGCCUUUUUUAAUUUUGGUUAAGAUUUUAUUAAUUUUUGUUGUGUUCUUAUUUAAGUACUUCAAGGUAAACUAAACAUAAAUGAGAAAUGUGGCUUUGGCAGUAACCUAAAAUAAAA
Molecule: messenger RNA, 1210 nt
Organism: Carassius carassius (crucian carp)
Lineage: Eukaryota; Metazoa; Chordata; Actinopteri; Cypriniformes; Cyprinidae
Product: CD209 antigen-like protein C
Exons: 5
Coding region: 60-854 (264 amino acids)
Source: RefSeq, a predicted model, not a curated record